AGUACUUGUAUCAAUCGUGUGUUAAUAUAAAGAUAUAAGUCGAGCGCAUGUGAGCAGAAGUCGGAACUCUGACAAGGCAUAACAACUAACAUUGCGUUGAAAACAUUUUGAUGUUGCGGCUGUUCAUUAUUUUAAAUUAAAUUAACUCUCGCUUUUAAGAUGUUAAAGUCAGUAAGAUUGUUCAGGGUGAAAUUUCCAAGCCAAAGCAAUGAGCGAGGACACAGGGUUUUACGUUCGGCGUCAACCUCUUUAAAGGAGUGGCAUGUACAAAAGCUCUACCAUUCUCAAACUGCUCCAAACAGUGUUGAAUUGAAAGAGCAUCCCGUUUCUACUAAGCCGGUGAAUAAAUUUAUUGACAGAACGCAUACUUGUGGUGAACUAACGAGUGAAAAUCAGAAUCAAAAGGUAAAGCUAUGCGGUUGGCUGGAAUUUCAGAGAAUGGGAAAGUUUGUCAUUCUGCGAGAUUCCUAUGGAUCUACUCAAUGCAUUGUAGAUGACAAGGACUUGGAUAUGGCAGAAAAAUUGAAAAAACUACCAUUUGAAACAGUUCUGAGCAUUGAAGGUACAGUAAUAUUAAGACCUGAAGGCCAAAGCAAUCCAAAAAUGAAAACAGGAGACAUUGAAGUGCUCGUGGAGUCCAUAGAAAUUUUUAAUUCAACAAAGCCACAGUUACCUUUUUAUGUUAGAAAUCACAAUGUUGCAAAAGAAGCACUUCAAAUGCAGUAUAGAUAUUUAUCAUUAAGAUUUCCAGAAAUACAAAAAAAUUUGAGACUGAGGUCAUGGGUCACAAUGAAAAUGAGAGAAUAUCUUAUUAAUAAAUGUGGAUUUGUUGAUGUCGCUACUCCAACACUUUUUAGAAAAACACCUGGAGGAGCACAAGAGUUUAUCGUUCCUACUCAACAUAUUGGAAAAUGUUAUUCCCUUGUACAAAGUCCACAGCAAUUCAAGCAAUUGUUAAUGGUUGGUGGUAUUGAUAAAUACUUUCAAAUAGCUCAAUGUUACAGAGAUGAAGGAGCAAGAAAUGAUAGGCAGCCAGAAUUCACUCAGUUAGAUAUAGAAAUGUCUUUUGUUAGCAGAGAAGGAGUAAUGAAUAUGGUUGAAGAGCUAAUUUUAAAUAGUUGGCCAGACUCUUUAGGAGCAAUAAAAACACCAUUCCAUCGUAUAACAUACGAAGAAGCAAUGGAAAACUAUGGUUGUGAUUGUCCAGAUUUAAGAAUACCUGGCAAGAUUAGUAAUGUAUCAAAAAUCAUUAAAGAAACAGAGAAUAAGUUUGAUGAAUCAUGUGAAUUUUAUGCUACAGUAUUUGAAAAUAAACAACAAUUUUUAACAAAAUCUGUUAAAGAAAUGUUAUCCAAGUUUUCUAAACAAAUGUCUGAUGAUGUAAAGUUGAUUCAAAUGAAAGUUUCUGGAAAAGACUUACCAGAAUUACAAAAACUAUUUACAGAGUCUACUAGAACUUCAUUAUCAAACAGUUUAAAUGUGAAGGAAAAUGAUGUAUUGUUUAUCAUUUAUGGUCCAAAAUCAGAUGCUAGACGGACACUAUCAAAAUUAAGAUUAGAAUUCACAAAUUUCUUGGAAUCUCAAGGAGAAAAAAUACGAUCACCUGGCUAUAAGUUUGCAUGGAUCGUUGAUUUUCCUUUAUUUGAAAUAAACAAAGAUACCAAUAUUUUGGAGACAACUCAUCAUCCGUUUACUCAUCCACAUCCUGAUGAUAUGAAACAUUUAUUUACAAAUCCGUUGCAGGUGAGAGGACUUCAAUAUGAUCUUGUAUUGAAUGGAUCUGAGGUUGGCGGUGGAUCAAUACGUAUUCAUCAAAAGUCACUUCAGGAAAAAGUUUUAAACAUGUUGAAGAUAGAUCCCACAGAAAUGUAUUAUUUAUUAGAAGCUUUGGGAAGUGGUGCUCCCCCACAUGGAGGGAUCGCUUUAGGUCUUGAUAGGUAUAUUUCUCUACUUUGUGGAGCAACCAGUAUCAGAGAUGUUAUAGCAUUUCCCAAAACUAUGGAAGGAAAGGAUUUGAUGUCUGGCGCACCCACCUUGAUUUCCAAAGAAGACAAAGAACUGUAUCAUAUAUCGAUAUCAAACGAUUCUGAAAAAAAGGAAAAUGAAAAUAAAUGAUACGAAUAAUGGACGUCGAUAAAAAGUUGUAUAAAAAGUAAAUUUGUAUAAAAAUGAUAAUUGUACAUAGUAAAAAGUUGACUAAUUUAAUAAUUAAAAUUUUAAACUAAUCCAAAUGUAUUUUCUCUCCAAUAGAAAUAAAAAUUGUUCCACUGCA
This is a messenger RNA of Trichogramma pretiosum, 2272 nucleotides long. It is a transcript of the gene AspRS-m, whose product is annotated as aspartate--tRNA ligase, mitochondrial. The record is from RefSeq and is a predicted model, not a curated record. The transcript is spliced from 10 exons. Lineage: Eukaryota; Metazoa; Arthropoda; Insecta; Hymenoptera; Trichogrammatidae. Gene Ontology annotation, biological process: aspartyl-tRNA aminoacylation. The coding region runs from base 160 to 2115 and encodes 651 amino acids. Gene Ontology annotation, cellular component: cytoplasm; mitochondrion. Gene Ontology annotation, molecular function: nucleic acid binding; aspartate-tRNA ligase activity; ATP binding.